This is a messenger RNA of Dioscorea cayenensis subsp. rotundata (Guinea yam), 3156 nucleotides long. RefSeq names its product putative leucine-rich repeat receptor-like serine/threonine-protein kinase At2g24130. Gene Ontology annotation, molecular function: protein binding; ATP binding; protein kinase activity. Gene Ontology annotation, biological process: hormone-mediated signaling pathway; protein phosphorylation. The record is from RefSeq and is a predicted model, not a curated record. Gene Ontology annotation, cellular component: plasma membrane. The coding region runs from base 1 to 2946 and encodes 981 amino acids. The transcript is spliced from 2 exons. NCBI's taxonomy places the organism in Eukaryota, Viridiplantae, Streptophyta, Magnoliopsida, Dioscoreales, Dioscoreaceae.
AUGGCUAACUUCUUCAACUUCAUCAUCAUCUUCAUCUUUGUUUCCAUCUUUCCAUCCCCCGGCACCAAUGCCGCACUCCUCGGCCUCUCUCGGGACCUCGCCGCCCUCUCAUCCUUCUCCGCAGCCAUCACCGGUGAUCCUCACGGUGUUCUCCAUAGUUGGAGAUCCCCGGAGAUUCAUGUUUGCAAUUGGACCGGUGUUACUUGCCAUCUAGUGAAAGAUCGAGUUGUUCAGCUUGAUCUAAGUGGCAGGGACCUCAUCGGAGUUAUCUCACCGGUGGUGGCUAACCUUUCGUUCUUGGCCGUGCUUGAUCUCUCAGGGAAUUUCUUUAGCGGGAGGAUCCCACUGGAGAUUGGCUCUCUCUCAAGGUUGAAGCAAUUGAGUCUUUCUUCUAACAUCCUUGUCGGAACCAUUCCGGCACAGCUUGGCUUUCUUCACCGCUUGGUUUACCUUGAUUUAAGCGGAAACCGACUUGAUGACCGAAUUCCUGAGUCUCUGUUUUGCAAUUUAUCUUCAUUGCAAUACAUGGACCUUUCGAAUAAUUCUCUAAGUGGUGAGAUUCCUCUUGGAAAUCAAUGUAGCCUUCUUGAGCUGAGAUUUCUUCUUUUAUGGUCUAACAAUUUGGUUGGUCCUAUUCCUCCAUCUCUAGCAAACUCAACAAAGCUAGAGUGGAUUGAUUUGGAGUCUAAUUAUCUAAGUGGAGAGUUGCCUUCCGAGAUCUUCGAUAAGACUCCUUACUUGCAAUUCCUCCAUCUUUCUUACAAUAAUUUUACAAGCCAUGGUGGUAACACUAAGCUUGAGCCAUUCUUUGAUUCCUUAGUGAACUGUUCUCUGUUGCAAGAGAUUGAGCUUGCUGGAAAUAGCCUCCACGGAGAAAUACCAGUAUCCAUUGGUUCUCAUGUUAAUCUUUUUCAACUCCAUCUCGAAGAAAAUUUCCUCUCUGGUCCUAUUCCUCCAAGUAUAUCCAACCUUGUGAAUCUCACCUACUUGAAUCUUUCAAACAAUGUGCUGAAUGGAUCCAUUCCACCUGACAUAUCAAGACUAAAGAAGCUAGAGAGACUUUAUUUGCCAAACAAUUUGCUCUCUGGUGAGAUCCCAGUGGCGCUCGGGGAGCUUCCACACAUUGGUCUUCUUGAUAUCUCUGGCAAUUUGCUUUCAGGGUCGAUCCCGGAGAGCUUCUCUAACCUCACACAGCUCAGAAUUCUCAUGCUUAAUAAUAAUCGGCUCUCGGGGAUGAUACCCCCGAGUUUAGGUAAUUGCAUGAACCUGGAGAACUUAGAUCUUUCAUACAAUCAGUUAACAGGAAGGAUUCCUAGUGAUGUUGCAGCAUUGAGUAGUUUGAAGCUGUAUUUCAACUUAUCAAACAAUUUCUUGGAAGGUUCUAUUCCAUUGGAGCUGAGCAAGAUGGACAUGCUACUGGCAUUGGAUUUAUCGGCAAACAACUUCUCCGAUAAGAUCCCUCCGCAGCUAGGAAGUUGUAUAGCUUUAGAAUAUCUCAAUCUCUCUGGCAAUGCUUUGCAUGGUCCUCUUCCGAAGUCCAUUGGAGGUCUUCCUUACCUUGAAGCUCUUGAUUUAUCUUCGAACCGAUUGGAAGGAGCAAUGCCGGAGUCCUUGAAAGAUUCUUCGACACUCAAGGUCCUCAACAUCUCAUACAACAACUUCUCUGGCAUUGUACCAGAGGAAGGAGUGUUUGCUGUUCUUUCGAUGGACUCCUUCUUGGGCAACCCCGGCCUAUGUGGUUCGAUCUCUGGCAUGUUGCAAUGCGGUGGUACUGGUAAUCGAGCUCAUCGAUCCAUGAUCUUGCCGAUCCUUAUGGCCUUAAUCAGCACACCUUGCAUAAUAUGUUUUUGUGUCUGCUUCCUUGCAAGGAAAUUGCGAAGAAAACUUCAAUUGCCAAUCUUCAAAAGAACAAUCUCUUUAGAGGAUGCUGAAGAAGGAAGACAACCGGACUAUCCACGCAUUUCCUAUUGGCAACUCAUGGAAGCCACUGGAACAUUCUCUGAGUCGAACGUCAUCGGUUCAGGCCGAUUCGGUCAAGUAUACAAGGGAAUCUUGCAUGAUGAAUCAACAAAGAUAGCAGUGAAAGUAUUGAAUCCAAAUAGUGGUGUUGAUAUCUCGAAAAGCUUCAAGAGAGAGUGUGAAGUCCUCAAAAGAACUAGACACAGAAACUUGAUCAGGAUCAUCACAACCUGCAGCAAACCAGAUUUCAAGGCUCUAGUCCUUCCUUUGAUGCCAAACGGAAGCCUCGAAAUCCAUCUAUAUCCUCGAAGACUCAGCCUGGUCCAAGUAGUGAGCAUUGCAAGUGAUAUUGCCGAAGGGAUUGCUUACAUGCAUCACUACUCUCCUGUUAAGAUAGUCCAUUGUGAUCUAAAGCCUAGCAAUGUUCUUCUCGACGAAGAUAUGACAGCUUUAGUAGCCGAUUUUGGUAUUGCAAGGCUGAUGAAUUGUAGUGCUGAUGAAACCAAUGAAUCUUUAGGCUCUUCUCCUUCAUGCAUCUCUACCACUGGCUUGUUAUGUGGAUCAGUUGGAUAUAUUGCUCCCGAGUAUGGAAUGGGAGGCCAACCUUCAAUGCAAGGAGAUGUAUAUAGUUUUGGAGUUGUGCUCUUAGAGAUGAUUACUGGAAAGAGGCCAACUGAUGUAAUAUUUCAAGAAGGUCAUUCUCUUCAUGAAUGGGUGAACAACAAGUACCCUCACAACAUUGAGAAAAUCAUGAUGGAGGCACCAUUAAGAGAUGCUUCGCAAUUAUCGAAUUCUUUGUAUUAUAAGAAGUUAAGGAGAGAUGUUACAAUGGAGCUCAUCGAGCUUGGUCUAGUUUGCACGCAGUUCUCGCCUUCGAUGAGGCCUAUGAUGAAUGAUGUUGCUCAUGAACUUGCUCUAAUGAAGAGAGAUCUCUACCAGCAUGCAAUGCCUAACCUUAACACUAAUCUUGAAUCAUGUUCAGAAUAAAGAAAUUGUAAAGGCACUAGGAUGAGACAGGGAUCUGACCUGAUUUUAUUAAGCAGUGGUGGAUCCUUUAUUUUAUUAGUCAUUUGUUUUGUAGCUCCUUUAUCAACAAAUUCUUUUGGAUUUUCAAUUCAGAAAUGGAGAGGUCACUCAACUCUUUUCAAACAUUGAUUAUGAAUUGAUGAAGGUUUGUGGAGUUUGGUGAACAUUGUA